AUGGCCACCUACAAGCGUCUGCAAGUGGUGAAAAAGGUGAGCAACUUUGCCGAAGCCACCGAACUUCUAGAGUACCCGCUGGUAGAGCCGAAGGCAAAUGAAAUCCGUGUUAAGGUUAUCUACACGGGCGUCAAUUUGACUGAUAUUAACAUCUGCGCGGGUCGCUUUUUUGUCUCCGGUGAUCUGCCUUACGAUUUGGGAUUCGAACCCAUUGGCAUUGUUGACCGCAUUGGCUCAUCGGUCAAAACCGAACUUGCGCUUGGCUCGCCCGUUUUGGUGACUGAUCCGACUCGUUUUGAUGGCUUUGCAGAGUACGUCUACAAGACAACGGACUAUCUGGUGCCGCUGCCUGAUUUGCGGCCUGAGUACCUCGUUUCCUAUGGCUCCGGGCUGACUGCCUCCAUUGGCAUUGACAUCGCCGGCCGUGUGAAGCCAGGCGACAAGGUGCUCAUAGUGGCGGCAGCAGGCGGCACCGGGCAGAUUGCCGUACAGUGGGCCAAGUACCGCGGCGCCUAUGUCAUCGGGACUACCUCCAGUGAGGAGAAGGCCGCCUACCUGAAGAGCAUCGGCGUCAACUGCGUCAUCAACUACAAACAG
Molecule: messenger RNA, 597 nt
Organism: Rhagoletis zephyria (snowberry fruit fly)
Lineage: Eukaryota; Metazoa; Arthropoda; Insecta; Diptera; Tephritidae
Source: RefSeq, a predicted model, not a curated record